Molecule: messenger RNA, 2307 nt
Organism: Thalassophryne amazonica
Lineage: Eukaryota; Metazoa; Chordata; Actinopteri; Batrachoidiformes; Batrachoididae
Product: interferon-induced GTP-binding protein Mx-like
Exons: 11
Coding region: 33-1769 (578 amino acids)
Biological process (GO): defense response to virus
Cellular component (GO): membrane; nucleus; microtubule
Molecular function (GO): GTP binding; GTPase activity; microtubule binding
Source: RefSeq, a predicted model, not a curated record
GCAUUGUCACAAGAUGUCCUCUUGAAUUAAAAAUGAAGAAAAAGAAGGCCGGGGAGAAAUGGCAUGGAAAAAUAAGCUACAAGGAUUAUGAGGAAGAGUUGGAAGAUCCUGCUGAUGUGGAGGAUAAGAUUCUACAUGCUCAGGAUCAAAUGGCUGGGGUCGGACUGGGGAUCAGCGAUGACCUCAUCAGUCUGGAGAUCGCUUCUCCCGAAGUUCCUGAUUUGACGCUCAUUGAUCUGCCUGGCAUCGCCAGAGUGGCCUUAAAGGGACAGCCAGAGAACAUUGGAGAUCAGAUAAAGAGAAUGAUCCAGAAGUUCAUCACCAAGCAAGAAACCAUCAGCUUGGUGGUUGUUCCAGCCAAUGUGGACAUAGCAACCACUGAAGCUUUGAAGAUGGCCCAGGAAGUGGAUCCUGAUGGAGAAAGGACUCUGGGUAUUUUGACCAAACCUGAUCUCGUUGACAAAGGCACAGAAGAGAUUGUGGUUCAAAUAGUCCAGAAUGAUGUCAUCCCUUUGAAAAAGGGCUACAUGAUUGUAAGAUGCAGAGGUCAGCAGGAGAUCAGUGGUAACGUGUCACUUAUUGAAGCAAUCAAACGAGAGGAAGCAUUCUUCAAGGACCAUGUGUAUUUCCGCACUCUCUACGAAGACGGCCACACCACUGUUCCAAAACUAGCUGAGAAACUCACUCUUGAGCUGGUGCAACACAUUGAGAAAUCUCUGCCUCGGCUGUGGGAGCAGACUGAGAAGAAAUUAGCAGAGUCUCAUGCAGAGUUGAACAGAUACGGCACCGGAGCUCCGUGUGAGGCAGCAGAGAGAAGGGUCUACCUCAUUGAUAAAGUAACAGAAUUUACACACAGCGCUGUCAGCCUCGCCACAGGAGAAGAACUAAAAUAUGAAAAUGGGUCCAAUAUCUUCUCGGACCUCAGAAGCCAGUUUUGUGAAUGGAAUAGUACCAUCGUGGUGUCUGGACAAAAUUUCAGUGCAAAGUGUGAGCAACAGGUGACAGAGUACGAACAAAAGUACCGUGGACGGGAGCUGCCAGGGUUCAUCAACUACAAGAGCUUUGAGGAGUUGAUCAGACAGCAGAUCAGAUAUCUGGAAGAGCCUGCUGUCAGGAAGCUCAAAGAUGUGUCAGAUGACGUGAAGAUAGCAUUCUGUCAGCUGGCAGAGAACAGCUUUAUUGGAUUUCCUAACCUCAUCAAAACAGCUAAGACAAAGAUUGAAACCAUCAGAAAAGAGAAGGAGAUCACAGCAGAAUCCAUGUUGAGGACUCAGUUCAAGAUGGAGUUGAUCAUUUACACUCAGGACAACAGAUACAGUGGGCAGUUAUUGAAGCGGAAGAGGGAAGAUGAGGAGACUGCAAGCAAGAAUAGACAACUUGGAUAUGUUAACAGUUCUCAACAAAGCACUCUGAGCUGUACUGACAGCAGAGCCACCCUGAAAGAGAUGAUGAAACACCUUAAGUCCUAUUACCAAAUUGUUGGCGAACGUCUUGCUGACCAGAUCCCCAUGAUGAUUCGCUACCACAUGCUGCAGGAGUCUGCACUCCAGUUGCAGAAGGAGAUGCUGCCCAUUCUUCAGGACAAAGAGCUACUUGAAUUCCUGCUUCAAGAAGAUUCUGUCAUAAAAAACAAGCGAAUCAGGCUUCAAAAAUGCAUCACCCGCCUGACCAAGGCGCGGGUUUUGCUGGCUGCUUUUUUUAGUGCAAAUGUCUUUCCGUUGAGUUGCAUUGACCAGGUGACAAAUGUAGGGGGCCACACCAAAGCUUGAUCGGAAGUGAUUUGCUUAAUUAAGUCAUGGAGUACACUUAUUUGAAGCCUCUACAUUUAUCAUUCUCUGUUCAUGGAUUCUUUUUUUCCCCCACUGGUCUGUGUUGAAAUGGUAGCACAACCUUAGUUGUUGUUUUAUUGGCUUAAAAUGUGCUGAUUGUUCACCCUCAGAAGUAUUCUAAAAAGAGAAAAACAUUGUUUUAUGUUUAACCAAGAAAAUGAAAGUAAAAGAAAAAAACACUGUGGAGUAACACAUUAUCACACACUUGGUGUAGUCAUACUAUGAGUGACUGAAUAAACUGAUUAGCAACAUUAAAAUAAUUGUCUGGUAGCAAACAUCACUUAACCCAUCGGUCUCCGGUGGAUUUGGGGCUCCGUUAGAUGGAUAACGUCACAUUUCCACUGGCAACACAAACAGCCACAUUCAGCAGAAUGAUUUUCCUGGUUUCAAGACAUCCUGUAUAUGUGCACUGGUGGGGAGAGUUUGAUUUGAGCGGAAUUUAUCACUGUCUGAAUGCGAACAUGGCAAAUCCGACAAG